GUCGAAUUUGUUCAAACUGGGCAAACUCCAAAAAGUGUUCAUCCCCCGGGACUCUGGGGAACAAUUUUUGCUCUUUGAUUCAACCUCACUUGACGGUUGUGUUCGUGUACGCUCCCGUACCCUGUUUUUCUUUGUCUUCUCGCCAGCUCCCCCUCAUUCCUACAUCAUCCCCUUCUUCAGUUGAGGUAGCUGCGGCUUGAGCUAGCGAAGCUCCAUGGCGGCUCCCGAUCAGAUCCCUGGGCAGGAAUUCGACUAUGAAGCCCUUCCUUCCAACUAUGGCCUUGGCCGGAACAUGUUAGCGGGUGCUUUCGCAGGGAUAGCAGAACACUCGGUUAUGUACCCCGUGGACUUGCUCAAGACUCGCAUGCAAAUUCUGAACCCUUCAACUGGUGGUCUCUAUACGGGAUUGACCAAUGCCGUUUCCACAAUCUACCGGAUCGAGGGCUGGCGGACGCUAUGGAAGGGUGUUUCGAGCGUGAUUGUCGGCGCAGGUCCGGCACACGCGGUUUACUUCGGUACAUACGAGAUUGUGAAGGAAAUGGCCGGUGGUAACGUCGACGAUGGACACCACCCCUUGGCUGCCGCUAUGAGCGGUGCCUCCGCCACAAUUGCCAGCGAUGCCCUGAUGAAUCCCUUCGAUGUCAUGAAGCAACGUAUGCAGGUCCACGGUUCCGUUCAUAAGAGCCUUGCGCAGUGCGCCAAGACGCUCUAUCGCACCGAAGGUCUCCAGGCCUUCUACGUCUCCUACCCUACCACACUAUGCAUGACCGUGCCUUUCACAGCCACUCAAUUCGUCGCCUACGAGUCAAUCUCGAAGGUCAUGAACCCCAAGCAAGAUUACGACCCCUUCACCCACUGUAUCGCAGGUGGUCUGGCCGGUGCGUUUGCCGCCGGUAUCACCACGCCUCUUGAUGUUGUUAAGACGCUUCUCCAGACACGUGGCCUGGCAGAAAGUGAGGAAGUGAGGUCUGCACGGGGUCUGUUCAACGCUGCUGCGAUCAUCAAGCGCCAGUUUGGCUGGUCUGGAUUCCUGCGCGGCAUGCGCCCUCGCAUUAUUUCCACUAUGCCGAGCACUGCGAUUUGCUGGACAUCUUAUGAGAUGGCCAAGGCAUACUUCAAGGAACUACGCGAUUAAACCCUCAUUCUCUCGCAUACCGCUGGGCACCAUUGGGCCCUUCCACUCCGAUAUACCAUGUGUGGGCACAUAAUCUUCAAUCUUCUGAGGCGAUGUCAUACAAUUUGGGAGGAACAUCUGCAUGUGGACUUUUUAUGAAAAGCGUUGGCAAUGUAUAGUUUGGACCAAAAACGGGGAGACUCUUUCUUUCAAUUUACGGCGUUGGAAUGAGGGCUGGGUUCCCUAGUGUUUUAUUAUGCCAUAGAUGGGAAUCUAGAGAUAUUUUUUUUAAUGUUAUAUAAAAAUGG
Molecule: messenger RNA, 1422 nt
Organism: Penicillium canescens
Lineage: Eukaryota; Fungi; Ascomycota; Eurotiomycetes; Eurotiales; Aspergillaceae
Gene: mrsA
Product: putative mitochondrial carrier protein
Exons: 8
Coding region: 215-1135 (306 amino acids)
Biological process (GO): iron import into the mitochondrion
Cellular component (GO): mitochondrial membrane
Molecular function (GO): ferrous iron transmembrane transporter activity
Source: RefSeq, a predicted model, not a curated record